AUGGACAAUCACUUUAGAGUGCUGGGAAUUUCGCGCGGCUGUGACGAGGCGGCGCUGAAGAAGGCGUACCGUCAGAAGGCCCUGGCGCUGCACCCGGACCGCAACCCGGGCGGUGCCGAGCAGUUCAAGAAGGUCAACGAGGCCUACGAGGCCCUUUGCGUGCACUUCCGCCGCAACGGCGGGCGCGACUCAGCAAAUGUGCAGACAACCACUGGCGUCAGAGGCAACAGGCCGGCCUCCCGUACCCGUACGACCUUCUUCGCCUUCAACACGUACUACAACAACGCGGGGUCUGGGUACCAGUACGCGCGACACACACACACCACCGAGGAGGCUCCACACUUUACGGAGGAGGAGCUCUUUGGCUCCAUUCCAGGAGACUUUACCUACGACAGGCGCCACACCAAGACCAAGUUCUCUACACAGGCCGAUGGCAAGGGUGCUGGCGGCAACAGUGACAGUGCCGGUCGCGGCGGCAUCGAUCCCAACGCGAGGGGAAAUCGAGGAGGUUACCGCUUUGGCACGUCUGAAAUGUAUGAGAGGGCGGACGAACGCUGGCGCCGCGCACACGGUGAGCGGGUGCCUGUUAGUGGUUAUUCCAUGAGUAGCGGUGCCGCACCCCCUCCGCAAUAUCCGCCACCACAAGGGGAACAACCUUCAAUGAGGCCGAGGCCUGUGCCCUUCCCCUCCGCAUUUACCGCGGAUGUCGGUGGCGGCGUAGGUGGUCGUCGGAGAGAUGAGAGUGCCAGGCGCAACGCGAAUGAAAGGAGCAGGGACGCCAAGGCGAGGACCACCGGCUGCAAAGGUAGCAACACGUACAGCCAUUAUACCGAUGAUCUCAAUGAAAACGAUACAUACACGUUUCAUCCUAACAGCCAUGACGCCAGCGUGGGCGAGGACGAGUCUUCGUUUGCGUCGACGGCCUCGCCCGCAAGCGGCAUUUUUCGCGAGUUUGAUAUGCAGCAAACCACGCGGGCGAUGCACCGUGAGUGGGAGCGGCUGAAGAAAGACAUGGAUUGCAAAAUGGCUGGGUCAGCGUCGCUGCCCAAACACUCGUGGGAUGGAAGAGUGGAACCUGAUGUAGAUAACGAAGAAGAUUACAUAGUGCACAAGAGGCCGCCCCAGAAGCGCGAGGGUGAGACAUUUCAUCAGCGGCUUCGUGAGCAACAACGCCUCAAUGAGAUGCACAUGCGCGAAAUUGUAGAGGAGAGACUGCAGCUGAAGAAGAUCCUCUUCACGCAGCGCUACACACCAGACCCGGCGGAUGUUGCCCUAAUGAGUGACAGUGAUGUGUUUGUGUUGUGUGAGCUCCUGGAGGAGGUGGGGCAGCGCAUGCAGCAGGUCUUUAAUGGACGAAUGAAGAAAGGGCUCUGUAGCCGCUGUGCGACGGCUUCCAAACUGCAGGACAAAAGCGUCUUCACCUGCGGCCACACAUCCACCUGCGCGGAGUGCGCCAUGACGUGCGGCUCAUGUCCGGUCUGUGCCGCUGCGCGCCGGGGUUGA
This is a messenger RNA of Trypanosoma rangeli, 1503 nucleotides long. RefSeq names its product chaperone DnaJ protein. Gene Ontology annotation, molecular function: Hsp70 protein binding. Gene Ontology annotation, biological process: cellular response to misfolded protein. The record is from RefSeq and is a predicted model, not a curated record. NCBI's taxonomy places the organism in Eukaryota, Euglenozoa, Kinetoplastea, Trypanosomatida, Trypanosomatidae. Bases 1 to 1503 code for a protein of 500 amino acids. The transcript has a single exon. Gene Ontology annotation, cellular component: endoplasmic reticulum membrane.